AUGGAGAAACAAAACAAAGUCAAAUCGAGAAGAAAGUGUGUAAAUCCAGUGUUUCAUUUACAAACAAAAGAUGAAAAUGAUCAACACAUGACCAAAGAUGUAAUAAAAAAAGUUCGAACUACUGGCCAGUUGAAUUUGUCCUCAAGGCAUCUUUCUGAAGUGCCAGAAAAAGUAUUUUCAAUAUAUGAACUAACAAAUGAGAAUGAAAUAAAUAUAGAUUUAAGCAGACCAGUUAAAGAAGAGGAAGCUUGGUGGAAUAUUAAACCCCUAACGCAUCUAGAUCUUAGCUCUAAUGUUUUAACAGAUUUGCCAAAACAGAUCGGCAUGUUCCAGGAUUUAAUGGUGUUAAAUUUACAUGAUAACCUAUUAACAUCUUUGCCGGAGGAAAUCAGUAGCUUGACAAAAUUAACAAAGUUAUCCCUAAACCAUAACAAGAUUACUAAUUUACCUCAAGGUUUUUAUAACUUGACGGAACUUAAACAACUUUUUAUUAGUCAUAAUUGUUUAGAUACUGUCUCCAAAGAUAUUUCGGAUCUGGUUAUGUUGGAAAAGCUGGAUUUGUCAAACAAUGUGAUAUUAAGCUUACCUUCAGGAAUAGGUUUUUUGGUAAGACUUACAGAAUUAAAUGUUUCGAAUAACAAGCUUGCCAAAUUACCACCGGAUAUUGUUAAUUUAAGAGCAUUAUUAAAGAUGGAUAUUAGUCAUAACAGUAUUACACAUUUGCCAGAUAUGGGAGAACUGAGAAAAUUACAAAUUUUAUAUGCUCAACACAAUGAUAUUCAAGAAAUUCCAGGAUUUUUUGGAUGUGAACAAGUACAUGAAAUUUAUUUUGGCAAUAACUUUAUAGAAGAAAUACCUCUUGAAUUUUGUGAAAAUAUGAAUCAUCUGAAAAUACUAGAACUAAGAGAUAAUCAGAUUAAAGCUGUGCCUUCAGAAAUUACAAAGUUAGCUCAUUUAACUAAAUUUGACAUAACCAACAAUGACAUUGAGGAGUUACCAAAUGCAAUAGGACUUAUGCCACACCUCCAAUCCUUCAAGAUUGAUGGCAACAAACUAAAACAAAUAAGGCCGGAUAUCAUCCACACUGGUACUAACAGAAUCCUUCGACAUUUGAGAGAGAAAAUCAGCGAUGAGGAGUUACAAAUCUUAUCCGUUCCUUCAGAUGUAUCGUACGAUUGUAAAAUAUAUCCUGACCGGUAUACGAUGAGAAAUGGAAACAUUUUAAAUUUGGCCUUGAAAAAUAUUUCUGAUGUUCCCGAAGAAUGUUUUAUGGAAGCGAAAGAAGCCAAUGUUAGUAAUGUUGAUUUGUGUAAAAAUAAAUUUGUAGACAUUCCACAAGGGUUAAAAUUACUAGCAAACACUUUAACCGAACUCAACAUGUCCUGUAAUCGGAUAAACCACGUACCUGAAUUCCUUAUGGAUCUUACCAAAUUGAAAUUCUGCGAUUUGAGUAAAAACCAAUUGGAGGAUUUGCCAGAUUCUUUAUCUAGUCUUGUAUAUAUAAGAGAAUUAAUUUUAAGUAACAAUAGGUUUAAGAAAAUACCAAAUUGUAUAUUUCAAAUGGUGGGUAUUGAAGUACUUCUUAUGAAUGAUAACAAUAUUGAAGAAAUUCCGAUUGAUAACUUAAAAAUGUUAACACGGAUUGCCACUUUGGACCUAAGUAACAACAGUAUUAAUUACGUUCCUCCUGAGCUAGGAAAUAUUAAACAAUUAAGAUCUUUAGAAUUAAAAGGAAACCCAUUUAGACAACCGAGAUACGCAAUAUUAGAACAGGGAACAGAAUCGAUCCUAUCCUAUUUAAGAGAUAAAAUCCCAACGUAA
This is a messenger RNA of Diabrotica balteata, 1821 nucleotides long. The record is from the annotation of a GenBank genome assembly. NCBI's taxonomy places the organism in Eukaryota, Metazoa, Arthropoda, Insecta, Coleoptera, Chrysomelidae.